UCGUUUUGUGAAGAAUCGGGAAUCCUCCUCCUGGCGAGCCUAUCUUCAUGUCUGCGCUGUAGCCUUCUACCUAUUCCUCUGCGGCGGGUUCGCGGCUUAGCUCUCAAAACUAACGGGGUUGCUUUGAUUCGUUCCCUCCCUGCUACCUCUUCUUAUGCCACUUGGAGCCUUUCCGUCUAUCCACGUGCACAGCCCGCCGGCGUGCCUUUGAGGCUAGAAUAUACGCAGAAAACGUUUAUAGGGGCUUCCUCCCUGCAACUGGUUCACUCCAUUACUACCACCCAGUCUCCAUUUCUCCAACAGGUUGCAGGUUUGCCGACUAAUAUAGGUUUUCUGUACAAACUCGCAAACCAUUGGGCUUUUGAGAAGGGCUUAGUUGAAACACAUUUCAUUGAGCAUUUCAAAGAGGAUCUUUUCAUUGAUUCAGGAGUUGAUAUAGCAGCCGGGACAUCUGCUUCCUCCAAACUUGGUGCAGCAUUUGUUGCAGCAUGCAUCUGUGAAAACGACCAUAACACCUACAAGGAAAACUAUCCUGUUUUAGUGGUCAAGGUUUUGCUAGACAAUGGGGCAAAGGUUGACGAAGGGCAGCCUGUUCCAGUUCUUGGGGCCAUGAAAAUGGAGCAUGUUGUCAAGUCUCCUCGUGUUGGUUAUAUUGAGGGGCUUCAUAUUGCAUCUGGACAACAAGUCUUUGACACUAGCAUUCUGUUUACUGUCAAGUUAUGUUGCUCUUUCAAUUACCAUUUGUAUUUCCUCACGCAAUUGCAAACUUUAUGAUAUGCGUAUUCACACUUUAAACAUAGAGAAAAAUAAAAUAUAAUAAUGAUGAUGAUGAUGAUGAUGAUGAUGGCCUGUCAUGCUGAAUGGGCAUCUGCGAGGGUGUUCUAGGAGUGAUGGGAUGGUUGACAUCAUUUUGACUUUGAGACCAUUCAAUAAAAAGCAAAGAAUCCAUACUUGGUAAAAGUGGCUUGCCACCAUGGCGAUGUAUAUAAAAUUAUUGAUUUGAGCCUUUUGGAAAUAGCGCUUUUAAAAUGCAGGGUACGGUUGUAAGCAUCAAUAGGCAAUCCAUAUGUCACACGAAAGAUCGCCUUAUGCCUCAAUUCUUGCCAACCAUGUGUUUUCAUAUGAAUUCAAAAAAAAUUAAGAAAAUAUGAGUCAUUUAUUCAAUUUCUUAUUUUGGGGAAAUAUGAAGCCUUGAUUCUAUAUGCAGAAACCUCAAAUGUAAUUCUUUAAUUCAAAUUCAUCCAAAUAAAAACAAU
Molecule: messenger RNA, 1256 nt
Organism: Phalaenopsis equestris
Lineage: Eukaryota; Viridiplantae; Streptophyta; Magnoliopsida; Asparagales; Orchidaceae
Product: methylcrotonoyl-CoA carboxylase subunit alpha, mitochondrial-like
Exons: 5
Cellular component (GO): mitochondrion
Molecular function (GO): methylcrotonoyl-CoA carboxylase activity
Source: RefSeq, a predicted model, not a curated record